CCCGCAGCCCCCUAACCCCGCACAGCCUCUAGCCCCCCUAGCCAUCCCGCAACAUCAGCCACGGAGCAGGGAAGACUGAAAAUCAAGAUCAUAGCUGAGGGAGACCUCAGAUAUGGAGUCCAGGAUGUGGCCUGCACUGUUGAUGUCCCACCUCCUCCCACUCUGGUCGCUGCUCCUGCUGCCCUUUCCACCUCCAGCCCAGGGAUCCUCUACCUCUUCACCUCGUGCCCCUUCAGCUCCUGCCCGUCCCCCAUGUGCCCGGGGGGGUCCCUCAGCUCCUCGACAUGUGUGUGUGUGGGAACGAGCACCUCCCCCAAGUCGGUCCCCCCGUGUCUCACGUUCGAGGCGUCAAGUACCACCUGAUACUGCACCCCCUGCCACUCCAUCUGGCUUUGAGGAAGGGCCACCUUCAUCCCAGUACCCCUGGGCCAUUGUAUGGGGCCCCACAGUGUCCCGAGAGGAUGGAGGGGAUCCUAAUUCUGCUAAUCCUGGUUUCCUGCCACUGGACUAUGGCUUUGCAGUUCCUCAUGGGCUAGCUACGCCGCAUCCCAACUCGGACUCCUUGAGACGUGGCGAUGGGGAUGGGAUCAUUCUUGGGGGAGCUCCUGCCACCCUUCGUCCAUUUCUAUUUGGUGGCCGUGGGGAAGGUGUGGACCCCCAGCUUUAUGUGACCAUCACUAUUUCUAUCAUCAUUGUCCUAGUAGCCACUGGCAUAAUCUUCAAAUUCUGCUGGGACCGUAGCCAGAAGCGACGAAGGCCUUCAGGGCAGCAGGGGGCCCUACGACAAGAAGAGAGUCAGCAGCCCCUCACUGACCUGUCUCCUGCAGGAGUCACUGUGCUGGGGUCCUUCGGGGACUCACUCACACCUACCCCUGAUCGGGAGGAGCCCCACGGGGGACUCCGGCCUUGCCCCCCCCAGCCCAAGGGGGCCCCUGCUUUCCAGUUGAACCGGAUUCCCUUGGUGAAUCUGUGACGCCCCUCAGUGGUGGGGUCCAGCCAAGCAGAAGCCCAUGGGGCCUACACAGCCACCAUUCCGCUGGGGGUGGGGCAGCUGUGGUGAGCUGGGGCCC
Messenger RNA from Vombatus ursinus (common wombat), 1070 nucleotides. It is a transcript of the gene PIANP, whose product is annotated as PILR alpha associated neural protein. Gene Ontology annotation, biological process: regulation of immune response. The record is from RefSeq and is a predicted model, not a curated record. Gene Ontology annotation, cellular component: membrane. NCBI's taxonomy places the organism in Eukaryota, Metazoa, Chordata, Mammalia, Diprotodontia, Vombatidae.